AUGGACUCGGACGACGAAUUUGACGACGCUCGUCUAGGUAUCGGCGUUUGCGAGGACAAUCGAUAUGACUGGAUCUUUCGCGACUCGCGCCUCAGCAUGAAGCUACAUGAAGACAAGAUACACGAGCACGUGCGCACCUUUCAUAGAAUUCGCACGUCGCCGACCGCGGACGAUUAUGGUCAAGAGAAGAACAUGCUUUGGAUAUUCCAUCAGGACCGUCUUCUAGAUACGCUUAUGGGUUAUCAUAAGGGCGAGCUUGACAUGACUGGGAGGCACCCCGAGCGAUAUAGACGCUUGAUGACCCGUUUUGUUCAGCUCACAGAACAGUUCAACAAAGCUCUCGCACGGGCGACAUUGACGUCGGGAAAGGAGACGUGGGGAACCGGCUCUUUCUCUCGUACUCAUACAUGGCACGAGUAUGAGUUUGAGGAUCCGAAGGAAUGGCAGGCUUUCUCAGGGCGGUGGCAUGUCCCUUUCGGGUCAGCCUAUCGCUUGCAGACAUGUCUGUCUGAGUGUAUGAAGUACCUCGUCGAUCAUCCAAAGCCGCGCUUUCAAAAGCUGAACCUGCUGGAACUACCCGUCGAGAUUCUGGAGAAGAUAGCAGACUGUUGUGACGACGAGAGUCUACAGCAGCUAUUCGCGACGUGUCGCCAACUACGUACGCUAGCUCUCGCGGGCGUGUACACGAACUGCGCUUUCAGGUUCUCCGUCUACGAGGACGAUAUAGACUGGCAGCAAGCCUCGGUCCGCGAUGUAGACGGUAUUAGUCAGUACCUUCGUCAGAAGGUGGACAUACAUCGUACCCAAGUUCUUCGACGCAUGGACUCGUUACGGCAGCGCCCGGAUGCUCUGGACAGGACAAAGGAGCUCGUAUUUUACGAUAGUUGGACCAGCGACACUCGUCGAGCUUUCGGAGGCUUCGCUGCCUUAACGGGCCGCUCGACAGAGGAGCUGCUACAACCCUUGCUUUCGCGUCUGGUUUUCUUCAUCUUCCGAUGCCCCUUGGAGAAGCUGAGCUUCUGCUCGAACGACUUGAACGGCAUCGUCUGGGACGCAAUACGAUCGAGUUCGACAUUGCAGACACUCACUGUCAGCGCACGUGUACAAGAGGAUCCCCAUUCUUGGUUGCCCGCUCCAUCUCUGCGCAACCUGCACCUCAGGCUUCAGAACGGCCUGGGUCUCCGGAUGUGGGAGAUCAUCCCGCUCUGCCCACAACUGCUUUAUCUUUGCUUUUCAAGCCUCGAAGCGAACGCCAGCCGCAUCCCAGCGAGUCUUGCGCUUGCGUCAAACAACAUCUUCCGCACCCUGACCCGAGUCAUUAUGGAGGGCGUUCAGGCUAGCUCCGUGUCUAUCCUCAUCCGGGCUUUGAACGCUGCAGCAACCGCUCUCGCACCACUGCCGCUGCCGCUUACCCACUUCCGUCUCGAUGUCGCGAGCUCCCUACUCAAGCGUGACAUGGCUUUUGAGCUCAUUGACGCUUUAAGCCGUGCGUCUAUCCAGGUUCUUCGCCUGUCCCGGUUGCACUACGCCCGGACCGACCUCCUCGGCGCGAUCGCCAGACUGCCUCAUCUGGAGUCAUUGACGCUGAUGCAUCAGCAAAGACACUGGGUGGAACAAGAACGCGUCGACUGGCCAUGUCCCGCGUACGAGUACGCCGCGGCGCUGCGGGCCUUCCCCAAACUCUCAUUCUUCGGGUUCAACAGCGAUCUUUCGCCCCUUUCGUACUCUCCAUUCUACCAGACGGAGAAUGAAGACGGAUACGCGCAUGUUGACAAGAACCGGGCCGCUGCUUGGGCAGAAUGGCUGGAGUUCAAUACUCGGCGUGAUCGGCAGAGUCAGGGAGCCCGGGCCGUGGCUUUCCACCCAGAGAACCGAGAUUAUUUCGAGGACGACAGCUCGGUCACGUUGCCGCGUUUGUUCGCUAUACAUUGUCCGACACUUCGUAUACUGCAUGAUCGAAACGACGCGUGGGCGUUUGAUCGGCGCGCAGAUGGGAAGAUCGUUGUGCGCACUCGAAGGGAGCUGCGGCCUGCUGAGGAGAAGGACGUCAGAGACUUGUACAAUAUGUUGGACGUUGAUGUUUGGGAUGUAUGA
Messenger RNA from Peniophora sp. CBMAI 1063, 2094 nucleotides. NCBI's taxonomy places the organism in Eukaryota, Fungi, Basidiomycota, Agaricomycetes, Russulales, Peniophoraceae. The record is from the annotation of a GenBank genome assembly.